CUCCGUCCCGUAGCAGACGUCCGCGGUCCUUCAGCGGCAUCUGACGGUGAAACCGGGGACAUGCAACGACGGUCCGCCGGGCGCUCGUUUAAUACAAACCGCCCACACUGACACCGCCGCUGUUGUGUUUCUAGAUCCCGUCGAUCCAUCAUGGCGAUGCACGCGAAGGCGACCCCGCCGCAGAUCCCGGACACCCGCCGGGAGCUCGCCGAGCUGGUGAAGAGGAAACAAGAACUAGCUGAGACGCUGGUGAACUUGGAAAGACAAAUAUAUGCAUUUGAAGGCAGCUACCUAGAAGACACCCAGAUGUACGGCAACAUCAUCAGAGGGUGGGACCGAUACCUCACCAACCAGAAGAACUCCAAUAGUAAGACUGACAGAAGAAAUAGGAAAUUUAAGGAAGCAGAGCGUUUAUUCAGCAAGUCGUCGGUCACGUCAGUUGCAGCAGUAUGUGCGCUCGGUGGAAUACCGGAUCACAUGAACGAAAAGCGCGAGGCAGGCAGCGGCACAGAGAGCGACGCCUCUCCGGAUCUCCAGAACCAGGAAAACGAGCCCAGCCAGGAGGACACGGAAGACGUGGACUCGACGCUGCAGGACCUGAAGCCUCAGAAGGCGGCCUCCUCCUCCUCCUCGGGCAGCCAUCACGCCAGCCACAAAAAGAGGAAGAACAAAAACAGACAUAGCCCUUCUGCCAUGUUUGAUUAUGACUUUGAGUUUGACAUGAAAGUUAACAAGAAACCGCGAGCUGAUUAUUCAACUUAAAAAAGGCGACUGGAAAACCUGACCACCAAGAGAGGAUGCAUGUAGAAAAAAAACCAACAAGAUUUCUGGACUUUGUGAAUUUUUUAUUGCCUUGUUUUUUUGUUUUUUUUAUCAUCAUAUUUCAGCCUGUACUCUCGUGUAUUGCUUGAAACAUUCCCCCCCCCUGCUACCAACCUGCGGUCUCUCGGCUUCAGGUCGUGACCUCCCCGUGAAAGUAGAAAUGUCCCCGGAGGCCAGACGAGGCCGACAUCCGGGGAACGCCACCAUUUUGUAUAGUGUUAAAAAGAAGACUGUAUUUAUUAUGUAGCUAAUUUUUCCAUUGUAAGAAAGUUUUGCUUUUUUUGUCAAGUGUCAUAGUCGUAUAAACCCCUGAAUUCCCCCCCGAAUUCUUUUAUUACAUGUUUUGUUUUUUGCAAAAAAUAAUAAAAUACCAGUAACGGGA
This is a messenger RNA of Scophthalmus maximus (turbot), 1204 nucleotides long. It is a transcript of the gene meaf6, whose product is annotated as MYST/Esa1-associated factor 6. Lineage: Eukaryota; Metazoa; Chordata; Actinopteri; Pleuronectiformes; Scophthalmidae. Bases 151 to 762 code for a protein of 203 amino acids. Gene Ontology annotation, cellular component: NuA4 histone acetyltransferase complex. The record is from RefSeq and is a predicted model, not a curated record. The transcript is spliced from 8 exons.